AUGAUAGAAAAACAGUCCUUAUUUGUUUUUACUUUUUUUACAUUAUUAAUACUUAAUUCAUUAUCAAUAAUUGAAGCUGCUACUGUCAUUGGCAUUGAUUAUGGAACUGAUUGGUUUAAAGUUUCAAUAGUAAAACCGGGAAUUCCACUCAAUAUUGUAUUAAACAGAGAUUCCAAAAGAAAAACACAGUCUGUUAUAACUAUUCGCGACGAUGAAAGAUUAUACGGUGCUGAUGCUGUUAACAUUGGGGCAAGAGUUCCGAGCAAUACUUACUUUAGUCUUAAAAGGCUUCUUGGAAGAGUAGUAGAUGAUAAGUACGUACAAGAAUAUAAAUCAAAUUUUCCUAAUAAAAUAAUAAAAGAUCCAAUAAGAGGAACUGUUUUAUUUCAACAUAAUGAGACAACAACAUUUUCUGUUGAGGAAUUAGUUGCAAUGCAAUUAUCUCAUGCUAAAAAGCAAGCUGAAGUCACCGCACAAGAAGAAGUCAAAGAUAGUGUUAUUACUGUUCCUCCAUAUUAUAAUCAAUUCGAAAGACAAGCCAUUCUGGACGCUGCUGAAAUUGCUGGAUUACGUGUGCUAUCCUUGAUUAAUGAUCUGACAGCUGUUGGAAUAAACUAUGCCAUUACACACUCUUCUUCUAUUACUGAGGAUCCACAAAUUCAUUUAUUCUAUGAUAUGGGUGCUGGAAGCACUAAAGCUAGUGUGAUCAAAUUUAAUAUUGUUAAUAACAAGGAUGCGGGUCCUUUCAACAAGACUUUUAUUAAUUUAGAAGUUUUAUCAACCGGAUACGAUAGAACUCUCGGGGGACAAGAAUUUGAUCUUCGGCUUAGAAAAUAUUUUGCGACAAAGUUUGAUAAUUUACACAGUAAUAAGUUGAAAGAAUCCAUUUUUAAGUCUGAUCGUGCUAUGACAAAACUAUUUAAAGAAGCAAAUAGAGUGAAACAAAUUCUUAGUGCCAACACAGAGACAAUUGCUUCAGUAAAUUUUAGGAUCGCAAUUUCAAGGAACGAACUUGAAUCUAUUACAAAUGAUUUGAUUGGGCGUGUUGAAGCUCCUUAUAUCACAGCAUUAAAUAAGGCUAAUCUGACAUUGGAUGUGGGUCGUUUCAACAAGGCUUUGGUUAAUUUAGAAGUUUUAUCAAUUGGAUACAAUAAAACUCUUGGAGGACAAGAAUUUGAUUUUCGGCUUCAGAAACAUUUUGCAACAAAAUUUGAUGAUUUACACAGUGGUAGGCUGAAAGAAUCAAUUUUUAAGUCUGAUCGUGCUAUGACAAAAUUAUUUAAGGAGGCAAAUAGGGUAAAACAAAUUCUUAGUGCUAACACAGAAACAAUAGCUUCAAUAGAAAAUUUACAUGAAGAAAAAGAUUUUAGAAUUACAAUUUCAAGAAAAGAAUUUGAAGCUAUUACAGAUGAUUUGAUCAACAUUGAAUAA
This is a messenger RNA of Entrophospora sp. SA101, 1431 nucleotides long. The record is from the annotation of a GenBank genome assembly. NCBI's taxonomy places the organism in Eukaryota, Fungi, Glomeromycota, Glomeromycetes, Entrophosporales, Entrophosporaceae.